Rhinichthys klamathensis goyatoka is the source of this 546-nucleotide messenger RNA. RefSeq names its product upper zone of growth plate and cartilage matrix associated b (gene ucmab). Lineage: Eukaryota; Metazoa; Chordata; Actinopteri; Cypriniformes; Leuciscidae. The coding region runs from base 97 to 513 and encodes 138 amino acids. Gene Ontology annotation, biological process: regulation of osteoblast differentiation; embryonic skeletal system development. The transcript is spliced from 5 exons. Gene Ontology annotation, cellular component: extracellular matrix. The record is from RefSeq and is a predicted model, not a curated record.
AUUCACAGCUCCCAUGACCACAAGCCCAAUCUCAGGCAAGACGUCCCUGAGAACAUCAGCAGCUUUUACUUUGUUCUUGCUCAGCUAAACUUCAAAAUGUCCUGGACGCAACCUGCUCUUCUCACCUGUCUCGUUGUUCUGUCCGCCAUCACCUUGUUUCAUGGAACCGACAGCGCCGCUGUGUCAGAUAGGAGGGAUGCAAAGGCAGCCAAUCCUCAAGGCGCACUGAGGAAGAUCUUCAUGCCAGAGUCAGAUGCCUCCAGCUUCUUCAAACGGCGAGGCAGGAGGUCUGUGAAAACUCAGGAUGAGAUAAACGCUGAACAGAGACAGAGGCUGGCCGCAGAUAAGAGAAGGAGGGAGUAUCAUGAGGAACAGAGAAAUCAGUUUGAGAAUUACGCUGAGGAAGAGAGUGACGAGCAAGACGAGCGCACCAGAGAGAAGACAGAGCAGUGGAGAGAGUUCCACCACGACGGCCUCGACCCAUCUUACGAAUACAACCGACACACAAACUGAAACAGUGAAUAACUACAGGGAUACGGGUGGAGA